Molecule: messenger RNA, 2791 nt
Organism: Solanum pennellii
Lineage: Eukaryota; Viridiplantae; Streptophyta; Magnoliopsida; Solanales; Solanaceae
Exons: 5
Coding region: 433-2418 (661 amino acids)
Source: RefSeq, a predicted model, not a curated record
CCCACGCAAAGACUCACCUUUAAGCUUCCAAAGAUACCAUCUUUUCUUCACUAUCUGUAAAUUGUAAUCUUGAUUUUUCUUAUUUUGUGCUUCUGAUAUUUCUGUGAGUGUUUAUUAAUGGUGAUUGGUGGGUAAUGUGUAGUAUCUAAUAUAUCCAGCAAUAUUUAAUUUUGAUCUUCUUGGAUCCACAAAAACAUGUCUUGUUCUUUCACCUUCUCAUAAAGUGCAGACAUUUAAGGAUAGUAGAAAAGAAGUUGUUUUUGCUCAAUGGGGUUAUGUUGGACUCUUUCUUCAUCCAUUCCCUUGUUCAGGGAAAGCAUGGAACUACGCAACUUGGGUUGCAAUGUAAAAGGUCUAGCAACAGCUGACAGUACAUAACUUGUCAAACUCAAUAGGCGGUUGAUUUAAGAUUUCAUUUGUUAAGAGAGCAUAAUGUUUGUUACUGGCGAUUAUGAUCUGAGUUUAUCAUUGAAGUAUAAGGAACCAGUCAAAGCCGUUUUCAAGGAGAAAAUAUUUGGGCAUGAUCAUACAUUCAAGACAAAGGUUUAUGAACCUCAUCAGAUGUGCUACACACAAAAGGACACGAUGAAGGAUUUGAGCUGGAAAGAGUUUGAUGGAGCUUAUUAUAGCAAAGGAGGCCGACAAGGAAAUCCAGCUGCAUUUGGAAAUUUUACCAGAUCAUCUAUGUCUGUUGAUCAGAAGAGAAUUUGCAGUAGCCCUAAGGUGUUCAACUGGUUACAAGAGCAGCAAGUCAUGUUUCCAGGUUUCCAGCAACGCUAUUCAAAUCCUCAAAUUUAUCCCACUCAUUAUCUUGAUCAUAUUGAUAGGGGGGAUUUGAAUAAGAGACAUGGUUUCUUCAAUAGUUUAGAGAAUUCAAUCACGAAAAAUCAUUAUCACCAUGGUGGUGUAGCACAUCAUUCUGAGGAGGUUAAUCUCUCGUUGAGCAUUGGUAGGAACAAUAUGAAAACAACUGUCAGUACAAAGACCUUUGAUCAUAUCAUUGAUUUAGAAGAAUCAGAUGAUACUACGGAUUCUAAUGCAGGACUAAAUCCCCCGUCUCCUAUGGAUUCUACUCGUGUUCCUUAUUCUGGAUAUAAGUGUGAUUACCAAUGCACUCAUAGCUUCACAAACAACACUACAGAUAAUUGGUUUGAUGGAAUUGGGACUACAGGAAAUUGUUUUGUUCCAAAUGACAGCACGAGUUGUUUUAAGCAGAACCCUUUAGCUGAAGGAGUUGAACAAUGUGAGAAGCCUCUCCUUUCUGGAGAUAUAUCAGGAAAGGGAGAAGUUCUUUUUUCCGAUGAACGAGCUUUUUUGGACCUUAACAAAUCCAUAUUUGAUGAUUCUUUUCACUUUGAUGAACCUAGCUUGACAUGUUCUUCAAGUAAGGCUUUCUCAAGAGAGUCACACAGACCGACUGGUGAAACUCGUGAGAGCACAUUUCCCACUGUUUCUAACAGAAGAGAGCAAGAUGAUGACAAUCCAAAUGAGACCUCUGAUAUUGCUCCCCAAAGAAUUCUUAGUUCUGUGACUGGUUAUAAAAGAACAAAAAAUGUUGGAGUUGAACAGUUCUUGAUAAACCUCAAUCAUCCACUUUCAGACAGUAGUGAAAAUCCUGGCAGUCUCACUACUGACAACGAUGAUCAAGUUUCUAGUACACGAGAAAACAAAAGCAAGAAAGCCAAGCAUGAUCCAAUGUCUUCUCCUGACUAUAAGACUCAAGAUUUUGUCAAGGUUAGUGGUACUGAUAGAUCUCUCUCGUCAUGCAAAUCUUCGUGCUUUGAGGACAUCUCAAGUGGCAUAGAGACAAUGCAAUCCGGAACUCAGCUGAAAAAUUCAAAUACCAAAAAAUCUGAAACACUUCAAGCAAAUAUAUCUCCACGUCAAGAGGAUGUCGACUCAUCCAGUAACAGUGAUCAUCAGAUGGGAGAAACAUCAGAAGUCGUCGAUGGGAAGAUCAUAAGAGGAGCAGUGUCCCUCAUCUAUCUUGCACUGGAAUGUUCUGAACCAACCGUUGCUAUUAACAUGAACAAGAUUGAAGAUGAUCAAAAUACAGAACAACCACAAUGUUCUUCAGACACUUUUGAAGUAAUGGUGCUUAAACAACCUGAAAGCUCCAUUGACGACUGUUGUGUGACCUCAAAUGCAUUUGAAUUCAAUGCCACGGAGAGAAAAGACUACGGAAUAACAUUAAAGAGAGGACGAAGAAUGAAAGAUUUCCAAAGGGAUAUCAUGCCAAGUUUGUCAACACUUUCUAGGCAUGAGAUUUAUGAAGAUAUAAAGAUUAUGGAGACAGCACUUAGAUCAAGAGAAUACAAGAGACAUAGGUCCAAAUUGACUGAUGGAAACAAGUGGUUCAAUCCUGUAAGAAACAGAAGAUCCAGACUCAACCAUGUAGGCCGCAAGUAUUAUUCAUGAAUUGUUGAUUUCAUCAUUGAUAUUGAGAGGAAAUUGUGACAAAUUUAGCAAAGAAGUUAUGAUCAAGGAGCUGUUAUGGAAGUUGUGACUCUUAACCAUGAUACAUAAUUUAUGUGUUUGUGUUUGCGUGCUUAGCAUCUGGUGCAUAGACAAUUUUGAUUUUAGGGGCCCCUGAAUGAGACGAGCCCUGCUCUGAUACCAUGUGAAAUAAGAUGUUAGGCCUAACUCACACUCCAAAAGUUAGAUCAAAGGAAAAGGAUUGUUCAAGCCUUAUAAAGAGUCCACCAUCUCAUUAAUCACCGAUGUAGGACUUUGUGUCAUUCUUUAACGUUAUGUCGCGCUAUUAUUAAUUAAACAUAUCAUUAUGGUUCAA